Molecule: messenger RNA, 438 nt
Organism: Lactuca virosa
Lineage: Eukaryota; Viridiplantae; Streptophyta; Magnoliopsida; Asterales; Asteraceae
Source: the annotation of a GenBank genome assembly
AUGGGUCAAAAAACAAAUGAUCAAAAAGAAAAUGAAGAUGAAGAAGGAAAUCGUGAAGAAGAAAAUGAUAAUGAUGGAUGUCAACCAGAAGUAGAUUAUUUGUUUGAUUCAAACGAAGCAGAGAAUGAAGGAAUAAAGAAUGAUGGAGAUAACAAUAAAAAAGAUGGUGAAACUGAAGUAAAAGAGAAUGAUGGAGAGAUCAAUGAAAAUGAGAAUGAUGAAGAGAAAAAUGAUGAGAAGACUGAAGAAACAAAUAAAGAUGGAGAGACUAGUCGACAAAAUGAAACAAAUCAAAAUCUGUUGGAUAAAGUUGUUGACAACAUUGUGGAUAAUGUCCUUGGAGUUGGAUUUUCAAGUUUAAAUAAUCAAGAAGAUGAAAUCUGGAAUGACCCUGAAAUGAAAACUAUUUUGGAUAAUAUUGAUAUAGGUAAAUUUUGA